Molecule: messenger RNA, 3865 nt
Organism: Linum trigynum
Lineage: Eukaryota; Viridiplantae; Streptophyta; Magnoliopsida; Malpighiales; Linaceae
Source: the annotation of a GenBank genome assembly
ACAUAAAUACAUAUUUUCAAACGAAGUCGUAUUGAUAUAAAAACGUCUAAGAAGAACAAUGGUAAGAGUUGUUUUACAUCAUACAUGCAUAAUCAAUAUUCAGUAUACGAUAAAAUGUUUAGACUUUUCCACUGACUUUAGUGUAUUCAAUGAUAUAAUGGAACAAAGUAUAUGUUUAGAGUGUCCUUAAUAAGAAACAAACUAAAUCACACACUCAUGUUUCGAGUGGCAUUUCAUAUAGAAGUCAUUGUGACAUUAAUGUAGUCGAAGCAUGCAGAUCUCCAACUGGCAAGUUCAACUAAUAGAGCAACACAUAAAAAGCUAAAUCAAACUGAAAAGAAUGCGAAAACUAAAAGCAACAUACCUAAUAUUUUGGGGAAAUUCGACAACAAUAAAAGUCAUUGUAGCUCGUACUCAAGUGAGAAAGACUUUGAUUUAACAGUAGGUAAACAAUGAUAUGUAGUGCUUAAGCUUUAAGAGAGAAGAUGACACCUUACAUUCUUUAUUAAUAUGCAUCUUAGUUUCAUGUUUCUCAAAAAAAUGCAUCUUAGUUAUAAACUUCAAAACAAAAAGGUAGUAAUUCAAUAAUCAAUAUAAGAAUCAAUAUGAACACAAUAUCUAAUCAAGAGAAGAGAAAGCGAAAAAACACAAAUUGUUGUGUAUAGAUUUUGCUCACGAUAUUUCAUAUCAUAAAAAUUAUUAACUGAUAAAAGGAAAAGAUAAAGGGGAAAAUGCAUCAAUUUGAUCCUAAAAUGAGAGGAACUAAUAUCCUACACCAUCAUACAAUAAUGAUAUAUUAUAUCCCAAAAAAUCAUUAAAAUCUAUUCUAAACGAAAAAGUAUACUAAAUUGAAUCCAAUGUAAAAGUAACGAUGAAGAUAUAUAUUAUAUAUACCUAAGAAAUAAUAAAGUAAGUCAUGUUGCUUAGAGACCUCUCUCGAUAGAACCACUCUAUGAUAAAAACCAUUUCGUCAAACAAUUGUAUCAUAUGAGUUUUAACUUAAAAAUUUAAGUGCUAAUAAUUAGCUAUAUAUUUCAACUCAUAAAUGAAUUAAUUAUACCAUUUUGUAUAAAAAAAUUAUUAACUUGAGAGUUAUUUUGCUUGUUGUUAAAUCAUUUGAACUUAAGUAUGAAAGUGCUUCAGAAUUGUUACUUCAUUCAUCAUUAUUAAAAAUUACUAUUUUAUUGCAACGUCUAGGCGUGUAAAAGGCAAUAUUUGUGAAAAUACCUUACCGACAAAUAAUUUUUAGCGGGUUGAAACGAUUGGACCGUAAUUUGUGUACAACAUACCCUACUACUAACUUUUUCGGUACAACCUGCUAUACCAUUUCGCAAAUCUCUCCAAUAUAUUUUUCCUUACAUAAAAUAAUAAUAAUAAUAAUAAUAAUCAAUUUACCUAUUUAGCAAAAUAAAAUAAUUAAUCCUUACCCUAAUCAAAUGACAAAUUUGCACAAAAGGACACACCUCCCCUACAAUCAGGCCAGGGGACCUUCACCAACCAAGGAGAGAACCAAAAGAAUUUCCCCUCUUUAAGUUCUCCAUAUAUCCUCCUAUGAUGAUCCAUUCAAAUCACCAACCACAGUCAAAUUCAAUAUUCAUUAAAGAUUCCCCAAAAAGGACACGAGUCAUUAGAAUAUUGGGUCUGGUCACAUCUAUGGAAAUGUUCAUCCUCCCUCCUCCAGUGACGUUGAAUAGUAAACAGCUUCCUUCUUAGAUUGCUAUAUAAACUCCCUCCUUGCAAAUCCAAAGACCAUAACGAGCAGAAGAAGAAAGACGGGAGAAAGAUGGCAGUUUCGGAGUACAGAAGCGACAAGUACAGAGAUUUCUUGUAUGGUGAAGGCGAGAAGAACACUGUGUGGAGGUUUGGUGCCCCUCCAAGCUUCGAAGUCGUCGACAAGCUCUUCGAAGAUGGCAGAACUCAGGUAUGGCCAGCAGGAUCCCUGGAAGAGAAGGUGCAGAACCUGGUGAAGACGUACGAAAUGGAGAUCAUGCACAAGGUCAAUCCAGCCGAUUACAAGUCGAUGAACGCCGAGAGGAUCACUCUGAGCGUGAACGGUAGGAAAGCGACCAACCUGGAAGAAACGGGGAAGCUUCAAGGCAGCUACAAUUUCUUCCUCCAGACGUCAUUACCAGAAAAACUACGGGUUUACAACCCUGCUGAGGAGACUGCGGAGACAUCUCACUCGACGUUCACGACCGUGUUCCCUCGCGGGUUCGCUCUGGAGAUUCUCCAGGUGUACUCGGGCCCUCCGGUGAUCGCGUUCCAGUUCAGGCACUGGGGCUACAUGGAGGGUCCUUUCAAAGGCCACCCUCCGACCGGGGAAAAGAUUGAGGUCUUUGGAAUUGGGGUGUUUGAGGUUGAUGAGAACAUGAAGAUUGUGAAGAUUGAGUUCUUCAUGGAUCGUGGGGAGUUGCUCGCCGGCGUUCUCAAAGGCGGUGGGGAGGCUGCGAUGGCGGUGCUGGCUGAGGGUUCUGGUUCUGGGUGCCCUGUUAUGAAGGGCACUGGAUAGUGGGCAAAAAUAUAGACUCUUGAUUUGCCAAUUGUUGUACCAUUUUCUUUGAUAAUCCUUUACUGUACCAUUUCUUGUUCAAUUACUAAGGCUUUUUAUCAUUUUCUUUCACUGCAUUUUGAAGAAUAAACUGAUUCUUUUGCAUCACUAUUUUGCUAUUAUUCCUUAAGGAAAUGGUCCUGCACUAAAAUAAAACAGAGGGGUCUCCCUGAAUUUGAACUCUUUUGUAGAAGUUCAUCCAUAGACCAACCCCAUAUUAGCAGCCAUUGCAAAGCUCAAACCAUAAGCCAAAAUGGGACUUUCAUUUCAUUAAGAUGAAUGCUAGCUGUUAAAUUUGCAGUACUUCAGCCAAACACAGUAACAUAAGGUAAUUGUUACUACAAGAAUCCCGAUGAUAGUUCAUAAUUGCUACAAGAAAGGCAGAGAACGAAUUUGGACUUAUUUUUCUCUCUAUAGAAUAUGUGGUGAGAUGAUGAUAUAUUAUCAACACUAUGAAGGAUGGGGCAGCAGAGAAUGAGCUAAGUGUAUAUUAUCUACUGAAAUCAUGUGCCGUUUUAAAAGCUUUAGCUUAAACCCUCUAUAUGAAUAAUAAAGACCACAUUUUUCCUGGUUAAUCCCAAGGAAGAGAACCUGGAUAGAGAGUUUGUCCACAGUAUCUGAAUAAGCCAUCGAUUUCUGGGCAGCCAUUUGGGUACGGGAUAGACCGAUGGAAGGGAUCACGACCGAGCUUCUUACGCCACAGUGAACCUCGACAUCCGUAUGGAUCUUCUAGAAACUGUGACCUUACUAAUGCCUCGCCUUUUGCAGCUGCUUCUUUGGCUGCCGGCGAGGCUGGGGUGCCAGAGUAGAAGAAAUUUGACUCUGGGAACCGAAUUGCUGAACGAUGAAGUUGAGCAAAUCUCUCCUCCUUGAAGUCAUAACUUACUACCUGCAUCAAUAAAGUAACAAAAGGUUACAUAUGGCACAAGCUAGGGAUACGGGCAACCUUUUCUGUUCCUACAACCAAGAAACACUACUGAAAUGAUCCCAAUUUCCUUUUUCUAGUAGUCCACUUCCCUUAUGGUUCGCAGCCCAAACUGCACUGAAACAGUGCAAGUUUCAGUAUGGUCAAGCUGCCAAAUGGACUUACAGAGUGUCCCCCCCUGCGAAAUAUAGCUUGUCUUGCAGUUUGGAUUUCUGCAAUCAGACGCAGUUUGAACUGAACUGACUCCAUGCCCACCCUUAGCACGAGCACAUGCAACGAACUACUUGUCUCUAUUGUUUUGUUUCUAAAGCUACAGCAUUCCAAAUACACUGCCAGCAGGCAUCUUGCCAUUUGGUCUUGUUCUACCUCAGAAAGAAAGUUGUAAGCUUUUU